AUGGGUCUUUUCUACUAUCACGACGAUCUGCCAGGUGACUUUACCGAAGAUCAUAAUUCCGGCGAAAAGGUCUCCGAAGAACAGCUUUCGAAGCUUGGUGUUUUCUACAGAUACUUGGAAACGGUGGAUGAGGUCAACGAAGUGGCCAAGGAGCGCAACUACAAGAACAGAGACGAAAUUGUUCUGUCACCUGCCACUUUCCCCGGUGGCCCCGAUGCCCUACAGGCCAAGCUGGAAGUUUUCUACAGGGAACAUCUCCACGAGGACGAGGAGAUCCGGUACAUUUUGGACGGUGAAGGAUUUUUCGACGUGAGAGACAACAACGACAGAUGGGUCCGUGCCAAACUGACUAAGGGCGAUCUGUUGAUUCUUCCAGCUGGAAUCUACCACCGUUUUACUUUGAGUACUUCCAAAUACGUGAAAGCUCUGAGACUUUUCAAGGACGAGCCUAAAUGGGUGGCCUUGGACAGAGGAACCACACAGGCUGAGACCAGUGUUUCCAGAGACGAAUUGUACACUCUUCAAGCGCCGAGAUCUUUCAGCAGAGAUGCUGUCAGACUGCUGAGUGUCAAGCCCGAGCCACAGAACAACGUCAAACCACUGUCGUCGUUCGAUCUCAAGAUGAUGGAAAAAGUUAGCAAUUUCGAGCAAAGCGGGUGGUACAGAUGGACUCCGCGGAUUUUCAGGCCGUAUAUGCGCGGGAUCAUGACUCGACCACUUGGGUUUGGUGCCAGUUUCCUGAUUCUACACGAAUUGACUGCGAUUAUCCCGUUUGCUGGGCUCUGGUGGUGGUUUCUCCAUUUUGACUGGAUCCCGUUGGACGUCCCGCAAGAGUUUGUGGCCAAGGGAAUCGACAUUCUGUCGCGCAAGGUGAUCAACUGGGAUAUCGGCCUGGUGGACAAGACCAAGGUCGUGAUGGCCGGGGCCAACGCUUACGCUGCUACAAAACUACUACUUCCGGUGCGCUUACCGAUCAGUUUUGUUUUUGCACCGCUUUUCGAUAGCUGGGUGAUGCGGCCAAUCCAGUCAGCAUGGUCUCGGUUCAGAAACCACCAGAGUCGGAUCUCUGUGGUGCAAAAGUAUGAGAUUCUUGGAUAUAUUGCGGCUGGAACGUAUGGAAAAGUGUACAAGGCACGAGGCAAGACCAAACAGCUUGGAAACAACCUGUAUGCGAUCAAGAAGUUCAAAACUGAUUCAAAAGACAAUGAGGUGGUUCAUUACACUGGAAUCAGCCAGAGUGCCAUACGAGAGAUGUCUCUAUGUAAGGAAGUUGUUCACAAGAACAUCUCCAAACUGAUCGAGAUCAUUCUUGAGCGCAAAUGUAUCUACAUGGUGUUCGAGUUUGCUGAGCACGACUUGUUGCAAGUUAUCCAUUACCAUUCGCAGCCGGAACCAAGACCCAUCCCCGAGGCGACGCUCAAAUCAGCCAUGUACCAGAUUCUGGAUGGCUUGUCAUUCUUGCAUCAGAACUGGGUGCUCCAUAGAGACCUGAAACCGGCAAACAUCAUGGUGACGAACGAAGGUGUGGUUAAGAUUGGAGAUCUGGGACUCGCAAGAAGAUUCAAUAACCCGCUACAAAGUUUGUACUCUGGAGAUAAAGUGGUGGUGACUAUUUGGUACAGAGCGCCAGAACUGCUUCUUGGCGCCCGCCAUUAUACGCCGGCGAUUGAUCUGUGGGCCGUUGGAUGCAUUUUGGCGGAGAUGUUUUCGUUGCGGCCGCUAUUCAAAGGAGAAGAGACCAAAAUGGAUAAUAAGAAACAGGUUCCGUUCCAGGAGAACCAGCUGAUCAAAAUCCUCGAGAUUUUGGGAACGCCCACCUUGGAAAAAUGGCCAAGUCUGAACAAUUACCCCGAGUACCAGCAACUGUCCAAGAUCUCGAUGUUUCCGCCAAACUUGAAAGCUUGGUACCAUUCAAACGGGGGCAGCAACAAGAAUUGUCUGAAACUGCUCACAAGUCUGCUGGAGUACGACCCGGCAAAAAGGAUCAACGCUCUGGAGUCGCUCGACCACAAGUGGUUCCAGGAGUCGCCGAAACCGACCGAAAAUAUCUUCGCAAACUCUCCGUUCAAGUAUCCGCAGCGCAAGAUCAAAAAGGACGACAGCGACAUUCUGGGAGGACAGGUCUACGCAAACGGAAAGCGUCCGUUUGGAGGCAACAGCGUUCUGUUCGUGUUCUGGAACUUCCAUGGCGUCGAAUUGGCUCUUCAACAUGCUGCUUUUCAUGAAAUGGCCCUUUCUCUGGCUCAUUCGGUCGUAGAUAAUGCUGUAGUCGUUAUACAGGAAGAUCAUAAAGAGCGUGAUAUUUGGGUUCUUUUUGGCAGCAACUUCUUUGAUGAAGUCUCUGUACUUCUUGUUGAGCAUCGAACAGCUCACUACCACCGUCUUGCUUUCGCUCGUUGCAUCGGCAGCAAUGUUGGUGAGGUUUUCCAGCCAGCCCCACCGAUCGUCAUCGGUAAGAGCGAUGCCCUGCGACAUUUUGUCGAUAUUUGCUUUCGGAUGGAAUGCAUCGCCUUCCACAAACCGGCAUCUCAAACUCUGGCUAAGGCUCUCACCCACUGUGGAUUUGCCCGUUCCUGA
Messenger RNA from Ogataea philodendri, 2577 nucleotides. RefSeq lists its product as uncharacterized. Gene Ontology annotation, biological process: protein phosphorylation. Lineage: Eukaryota; Fungi; Ascomycota; Pichiomycetes; Pichiales; Pichiaceae. Gene Ontology annotation, cellular component: nucleus; mediator complex. The record is from RefSeq and is a predicted model, not a curated record. Bases 1 to 2577 code for a protein of 858 amino acids. The transcript is spliced from 4 exons. Gene Ontology annotation, molecular function: RNA polymerase II CTD heptapeptide repeat kinase activity; acireductone dioxygenase [iron(II)-requiring] activity; cyclin-dependent protein serine/threonine kinase activity.